AUGUGCCUCGACGAGCCGGCUGUUGCAGGCAGCCUGCGCGCGUGUCUGUUUGCUGCUGCUGCAGGUGCAGCGGCAGGCUGCCGCCUUCUUCAACCAGGGCCCCAGCAAGACGCGCAGCAAGCUGCAGGAGCCGCCGAAAGCCCUGCUGCCGCAGCAGACAGCAGCAGCAGCAGCAGCAGCAGCGCGAGCUUCCCGCCGCCGCUGCGCGAUGUAGACGCGCUGCGCUCGCUGCAGCAAAAUGUCUCGCUGCAGCUAGACCGCGUGGAGUCUUGGCUGCUGCGGCUGUCUGUGGCUUUGACAGAUGGCUGCAGCAGGGCCCCUGUGGGGCCCCAAGUGGAGGCCCCGGGGGCCCCCCCGACGCAGCAAGUGGGUUUGCUGCUGCAGCAAACUGUGCAGCUGCCGCUGCCGGCCGACCCAGUGGCAGCAGCAAAAGGAACUAUGCUUCCUGUGUCUAUGGGCAACAGACUGCACUUGGCAGAGGCUGAAGAGCUGCUGCAGGAGGGGCUACUGCUGCAGCAAGUUGUGGGGGUGACGCAGCAGCUGCAGCAGCUGCAGCAGCGCGUGCGGCAGAGCAAGCAGUUCGCCCAGCGCAUAUGUGCUGCUUUGAACGGGAGCAGCAGCAGCAACAGCAACAGCGGCAGCCGCAGGGAAAAGGCAGAAAACACAGCAGCAGGCAGCAACAGCGGCAGCAGCAGCAGCAGCAGCAGCAAGGGCCGCAUCCCUAUAGAGGUGCUGCGCCGGCUGCUGGUCGAAGGCUUCCACGAGGUGCCUUUCAUUGUGCCCGAGUUCAUAUUUUUGCUGCAGCAGCUGCAGCAAGUCGUCACUUGGAGAGAGCUGCUGCGCGCAGCAGCAGCAGCAGGAGACCUGCAGCAGUGCGAACAGAUUCUGGCGGAGGCUCAGGACGUCUGCGUCUACAUUCCUGGAUGGAGCGACUGGAAGGGCCACGUUGCUGCUGCUGCUUGGGCGGAGCGGGUGGACCGUUUGCUGCAGCGGCCCAUUCGGCUGGGGCUGGCUGUGGCGCUGCUGCAGGAGCCCUCAGCAGAAACUGCUGGGCCUUCUGCGCGGGAGCUGCAGCGGCGAGUAGCAGCAGCAAGAGAGUGGGCGCAGCAGUGCAUGCAGCCGCGCUACCUGCAGCUGCUGGCAGCAGCAGGUGCUGACGGCCCGGCCCUCCGCGAGCUGCAGCAGCUAGCUGAGGGCCCGGGGCCCCACAGGGGGGCCCCCAGGGAAGCAGCAACUAAGCAGCAGGGGCCCUUUCCCACUCCUGGCGACCUCGAGGCCCUUAUCUCUCGCCACACGGCCCUCAAGCUCAUUGUCCCGGCUAUCAAGUACUUGGAGGUGGUGUACGGGCGCUGGCGGAAGUGGGAGAAACGCUUCGUGAAGACAGAGAGCGGCAGCCUUUCUUUGGCUGAGGCGCGGCAAGUGCUGCAGGACGGGCAGCUGCUGCAGCAGCAGCUGGAGAUUGGGUCUUGGCUGCAGCCGCUGUCAGUUUACGUGGAGCAGUGUGCAGCAUUUACUGCGCGGGCGCGCGCGCUGCUGGACAGAGCAGCAGCAGCAGCAGUUGCUGCUGCUGCUGUGCGCUUCGGCUGGGCUGUGGGGUCUCUCGACGGCUUCCGCCGCAAAGGCACGCUGCAGCAAGAAGACCUCAUUCACAUUCUCGAGCUGCAGCGGCACCGCAAGCAGGCCGAGCCUCCUGCUGCUGCUGCUGCUGCUGCUGCGGGGGCCCCCUCGGGCGAAGCCGAAGCAGCAGCAGAACGGCGAAGGGCCCCCUAUGAUCAGCUGGUUGAGCUCAUAGCCAUUCACGACAGUUUGGUAAUUAAGAACUGGAGCCUGCAUGGGGACUUGGUGGACUUGAGGGACAAGGCCCAGCGGUGGCUGAAGAGGGCCCAGGACCUGCUCGCCAUCCCGCAGCAGCAGCAGCAGCAGCAAAGCGAGAAGGAGACGGAGUUUCCGGACUCCGCGAACGGGUCGUCGCCGUGCGGCGCUGCAGCAGCAGGAGGGCCGCGAGCAGCAGCAGCAGCGGGCGCAGCAGCAACAGCAGCAGCAGCAGCAACCACGGAGCCUCUGGGGAAGGCGCUGCGGUCGCCGUGCAGCGCGAACACUGUGCGGCUUGCUGCUCUGCUGCUGCUGGAGAGCGACUCAGUUUGCUGCUGCCCCGAACUUGAGACUCGCCUCGAGCAGCUGCUGCUGUAUGCUCUUUGGCGGGGCAAAGUCGCGCGGCUGCGGCCCCCGGCCCAAGACACAGCAGUUGAGGAGCUUCUUGCUGCUCCGCAGCAGCAGCACUUUGUUGCUGACGAGGGCGGCGCCGCUGGGGUUCCUGCUGCUGCGAAGGCCCGCGCUGCUGCUGCAGGGCUUCAUGUGCUCCCCGCUGCUGCUGCUGCUGCUGCUGCUGCUGCUGUGCGCAGUCGCUGA
Eimeria tenella is the source of this 2409-nucleotide messenger RNA. RefSeq lists its product as uncharacterized. The record is from RefSeq and is a predicted model, not a curated record. Lineage: Eukaryota; Apicomplexa; Conoidasida; Eucoccidiorida; Eimeriidae. Bases 1 to 2409 code for a protein of 802 amino acids. The transcript is spliced from 7 exons.